GCAAAGAAGAAUUGGAAAUCAGUCGCUUCCCUUCUGGACUCAAGUCAGCAGAAGAGUGAACUUCAUAUUAAUAGGUAAAUCCUACAUCAAGCGUAAAGGAAGUACACUUUUUUUGAUUCGGCGCUUAAUAACUCGUACUUGACGUUGGUUUCGGUUCGAUCAACUAUCCUUUUUGAAGCGGAUAGUUCACAGUGCUCAUUCUCAAAAAAAGCGGAAAAGCCAUGAUGUUUCCACUCCAUUUUCAUUACGAAGAUGUAUUACGUCAGGAUCUGUUGCUCAAACUGAAUCACGCCAAUGUUAUGGAAGUUCCUGGAUUGUUUGAAAUAAGAUUAGUACCAAAAGCUGCCUCUGAUUUCAGAAUCCAAUUUGGAAAAUUGGCUAUGGAGAUUUUGUGCGGUCAGAGAUUCAUACAGACACAAAGGGGGCCCUAUUUUCAAGCAGGAAAGUCGUUUCGAUCCAAUCCAUUCUUGGGGUCCGAAAAAGACACUGGAUAUGUCAGUGACUUUGCACGACAAAGCGUUCUCCGAGGGCAUGGAAUGUACCAUUUUUUGGUCAGAAUCUUUACAGUAAUGUCUAUGUUGGAUUCUCCGGUCGAAAUACGGGAAAACUCCAUCAAAUUCUUUAUGGAAACGGAGUUUUGCGAAUUCUCCCCGGAACUGGAAGAUCAUUUCGAGAUCUUCGAGCAUAUUCGAGGGUUCAAUGUGACUAUUGUCACUUCGGCCAAUACAAAAGAUGAGACUUUACUACUGUGGAGUGGCUUUUUGCUAAAAGAUGAGGGGGAAACUAAGUAA
Triticum dicoccoides is the source of this 791-nucleotide messenger RNA. RefSeq names its product 60S ribosomal protein L5, mitochondrial-like. Gene Ontology annotation, cellular component: ribosome. The transcript has a single exon. Bases 222 to 791 code for a protein of 189 amino acids. Gene Ontology annotation, molecular function: structural constituent of ribosome. Lineage: Eukaryota; Viridiplantae; Streptophyta; Magnoliopsida; Poales; Poaceae. Gene Ontology annotation, biological process: translation. The record is from RefSeq and is a predicted model, not a curated record.